UCCGCCGCCUCGCGCGGACCCCAAUGCCGCCCCCUCCGCGGAUCCCUCCCCUGGCGGCCUGGCACCGCCCUCGCUCCCUCCCCGCCGCGGUGACUCACGGAGCGGGAGGCGGAGGCCGAAGCGGCCGCUCCCGCUUGUGCUGCUGCCGCCGCCGCCGCGGCUGCUCGGGCUGAGCGCGCUCCGGAACAGGCCGCACGCGCCGCGACCGGGACCCUCACUCCCGCCGGCUCUGCCGGGUCGGGCGGCCCAGGGUGGCAACCUCCUCCUCCUCCCCACCCCCGGCCACAGCCCAAGCCUCACAGCCGCGUGCCCGUGUGCCAACGUUAACUUCCAGAGCAGGAGUCCUCAGAGCUGGGCCAGGGGGAUGAACUGCGAGGGCGCAUCCGGAAAGAGUCCGGAGGAGAUGUACAUCCAGCAGAAGGUCCGUGUGCUGCUCAUGCUGAGGAAGAUGGGCUCAAACCUGACAGCCAGCGAGGAGGAGUUCCUGCGCACCUACGCGGGUGUGGUCAGCAGCCAGCUCAGCCAGCUGCCCCAGCACGCCAUCGACCAGGGUGCAGAGGACGUGGUGAUGGCCUUCUCCAGGUCAGAGACGGAGGAUCGGAGGCAGUAGCUGCUGUGAGCCCCUCCCUCAGGACGCUCUGGAAGCUGUCAAGGGCCAGACGGUCUAGGUGACUCCUGCGAGUGCAGCGUCCACUGGUCUGUGUGGCUCCUGCAAGUGGCAGCGUCCACCGUCCCUCCUCCCUCCCCACCCCACCCCUGUCCCUUACCCCCAGCCUGGCCACACAGUGGGGCUGACACCCCAGGGGACACCACACCAGUGGUGCAUUUACAGUUGGCUUAAAGGGAUGGACUCGUGAUUGGCUACAGGAAGAAACCUUUUUAUUUUUAAAUCUUGACCAACGGAAACCUUUUAUUUUUAUUUCUGACUCUUAUUUUUUUAAAAAUUUGCGCCUCGGUAUCUGGCUUCCCAGGAAGUUGUCCGAGCUCUGGUGCUUUAUUUAGGUCAUUUUUUAGGAAUGUGAAGAGGCCUGAUUGGCUGUUUAAACUGGAAAAGGAUAGUGAUUGGCUGGCUAGUGGGACAGGGUCUUGUCUGUGAUUGGCUGCAGAUGUUCUGCUGAUACCAACAGCUUCACUAUGCUGAAUGCAGAAAACAGGGUCUGGGACAUUGGUUGUUAUAUUUGACUUGAAAAGAAAAAGCAAUCAAGUGCGCUUUGCAAUAUUUAUUACACAAAGAGCUUGCUGCCGCCUUCA
Octodon degus (degu) is the source of this 1251-nucleotide messenger RNA. It is a transcript of the gene Ctnnbip1, whose product is annotated as catenin beta interacting protein 1. The record is from RefSeq and is a predicted model, not a curated record. Gene Ontology annotation, molecular function: beta-catenin binding. Gene Ontology annotation, cellular component: beta-catenin destruction complex; nucleus; cytosol. Lineage: Eukaryota; Metazoa; Chordata; Mammalia; Rodentia; Octodontidae. The transcript has 5 exons. Bases 365 to 610 code for a protein of 81 amino acids. Gene Ontology annotation, biological process: negative regulation of Wnt signaling pathway.